Paramecium octaurelia is the source of this 5517-nucleotide messenger RNA. The record is from the annotation of a GenBank genome assembly. Lineage: Eukaryota; Ciliophora; Oligohymenophorea; Peniculida; Parameciidae.
AUGUCCAUCUUGGGCUAUGUGCCUGCUUUGGUUGUAUAACAUCUGUUGAAUCUUAAAAUGAAUAAAUUAAUACGAAAAUUACCAGAGAAAUAAAGAAUAAGGAGUGUUGUGAUGUUUGCAGAUAUAUCCGGAUUUACAAGAUUAACAGAAUUAUUAAGUUAAUUGGGAACAGAAGGGGCAGAACGAAUAGCAUUUGCAAUUAAUCGCUACAUGGAGUUAUUGGUUUAAGGCAUAGGAAGAAGUGGUGGUGAUAUUUUCAAAUUCGCUGGAGGUAUAUUAGUUUUAAAUAUUCCUAAGAUGCUAUGAUUGUUAUCUGGCCUCCCCCUCCUAAUGAUCAAAACUUUCAGUAAAAUCUAGAAACUUUGCUCAAAUAGGCCAUCUAGUCUGCGUUGUUAAUCCAAGAAAAACUAACCAAAGCAUAGAUAGAACAGGGCAUUUAAUUAAGUGUGAAGAUUGGAUUUGGAGUGGGUGAAAUGAACAUAAUCCAUGUGGGAGGAGUUUUCAAUAGAAUGGAGUAUUUGGCAACUGGAGACCCUUUGAUUUAGGCCUUUCAUUCCGAGCACUGUUUAACCGAGGGUGGGAAGAUUAUCAUAUCCUAAUAGAUUUACGACAUGAUAAACAACUUCUUCGAAUGCUAGAAAGUAGCAGAUCAUGAAGGACACUAUGAAGUCAUUAAAUUAUAAUAAGCCAAAGUGAAAAUGAAGGCAGAUGCACUUUUAAUCAAAAAUAACAUUACCUUGUCGCAGUUUCAGAUGAUUAGAAAUGAGAUUCAAUCGUACAUUCCUGCUGCUCUUUUGCCUUACAUUGACAUAAAUGAGGAAGCUUGGAGUGCUGAAUUGAGGAGAUUGUCUAUUAUGUUUGUAAACUUAAAAAUGGAUUUGAACUCUGCCAAAAAUGCUUAGGGAUUGGAAUAAAUUUAAAGAGUCAUUAAAACUGUAUAAAAAUGUAUUUAUAUGCAUGAAGGAUCACUGAAUAAGCUUUUGAUGGAUGAUAAGGGUUCAACUUUAAUUGUUGUUUUUGGUCUUCCUCCUCUCAGCCAUUAGAAUGAUCCUGUAAGAGCUAUAUUAACAGCUUAAUUAAUGAAUAAGGAACUUCCAAAAAUUAAUUGCGGAUGCUCUAUUGGAAUAGUUACAGGCACUGUUUUUGCAGGAGUAGUUGGUACAAGUGGUUCACGAAGAGAAUACUCUGUUCUUGGUGAUUCUGUUAAUCUUGCAGCUAGAUUGAUGUAAGCAGCGUGUUCAGAGACUACUCACAAAAUACUUAUAUGUAUGGAAACUGCUAAAAGUGCUGGUCAUUGUAUUAGUACAGCCUUUCUGAGAUAAACUUAAGUGAAAGGCAAAAAUGCACCCGUCCAUAUUUAUGUUCCUUUGGAUAAACCUCUGGAACCAACUCCGGGUAAUUUAUUUCCCAAUUUCAAAACUCAUAAUUAUGCGUAUGGAUUUGCAAAGAAAUCAGAUUUUAUAGCCAUUCAAUUAUUUGGAAGGGAAGAGUAACAUAAAAAACUGUUAAAUCAAAUUGACAAGGUGAUUAAAGGAGUGGAUAAGAAAAGCUUGAUUAUUCUAAAAGGAACAUAUGGAUGUGGAAAGAGUAGUUUGGCUAAGAAAGUGUUAUAUAGAAUAUAGGAGAAGAUUAAUUCUAAUUAGUAUAGUCCGUGGAAAUAUGGCGAGUAUCCUCACAUCCUUGUUUAACAAUUGGAUCCUAUAACGAGAACAUUCAAAUUGAAUGGAUUACGAAGUAUUUUAAAGUAGAUCUUCCUUUUAUAUGCUAAAAGAGUAGAGAGACCACCAAACAUGGAACUAUUCAAUAUGAUGGUGGAUGUAAAUAUUCAUCCAUAAAACUUGGUAUAAAUGCUACAAGAGAUUGUUGGUUUGAAUGACAAUAGACAUUUGGAGAAGUUUCCUCAAAGAUAACAGGAGGAGGAAAAAGAAGUUGAUGUUAAAAGAAUAAUAUUUCAAUUUCUAAGCAACUUCUUUGAAUAGAUCCCUAGCAAAAUGUCUGAAUUGUAUGAAGGAAGAGCUCCUGAUCAAAUUGGAUGGGAUGUUAUGAAAACAUCUGUUCAAAGAUAGAUUAAUUAUUCUAUCAAAUACACGAAUAUAAUUGCCCCUGUUGUUCUAUGUUUGGAUGAUAUUUAGAACUAUGAUUAGGUAUCCUUUAAAAUCUUAAAGCAAAUGAUAAAGACAUAUGAUAGACUUACAAUUUUAGCAUUGUAUCGAGAUUCAUUUUAAGAGAUGAUCAUUUAACCAAAGGUUGCAGAGAAGAGGAAGUCCCAGGAAGACAUUGCAAUUGAAGGUAUCACAGCUUUAGAAGACCGAAUGGAUGGAAAUCCCUUUAUAUUGAUGCAAUUAAGAGGAGUGGAAAGGAAAGGAGGAGUAGAUGAUGAAUUUGCUAAGAUGAUCAGAUUUUCAUUCAAUAUCUAAAAGUUUAUGCCUGAACAAGAGUAUCAUUAAAAUAUAUCCGAAAGUGGGAUCAGAAAAAGAAUUAGUUCUUCAAUUCAUGAUGUAAUUUUAUAAGAGAAUCAAUCUAAAGAAAUUAAUAAUUAAUUUCUAUUCUCAGAGAACAAGUAGAUACUCAUUAAAACCGAUGUGGAAUUACUUUUUAUGCAAUGGAUUUACAUGAAAACUAGUGGUAAUCCAUUAAUGGUUUUGAACUUUGUCUAAAACCUAAUUGAUCUAGAUUUAAUUAGACUGAGUCCAAAAUAUGCAACCAUCACAAAUGAAUUAGUUAAUUUAAUUACUUAUGAAGAGAGUAUUAUUGUAGAUGCACCCUAUUGUAGAAUUGAAGUGAAUGGACCUAUCAUAGAUAAAUUAUCAUGUUUAGAAUAACUAUUACUGAAAUCAGCAAGUGUCAUUGGAGAUAUUUUUGAUAUUCAAUUGUUAAAUAAGAUUUAUCCAUUUAAGAAUGCAGUCAACAAUAAAUUGCAGAAGUAUUUGGAUGAGUUAGAGUCUAAGGAAGUUAUUGAAGUAAUGGAGGUUAGAGAGCAAAAUAUCUUCUAUCGUUUUACAUGCCCCUUCAUGAGGGAUUGUCUCUAUUAGAGGAUUACAUUUAAAUAAAGAAGAUAAUUGCAUAAGGCAGUGGCUGAGGCCAUAUAACAAUUGCCAUUGCCUUUUGAAACUGAAGAAUUAAUGGAAUGCAAAAAAUUAUAAUUCCAAUGGUUGAUGGCGGAAUCCAAUGUUAGUUAAUAAAUCAACUUUGAUAAUAAUGAUGAUAACAAAUCCAACUCAAAACCUAAUUUUCUGAUCAACCUUAUUUAUCCAAAGUGUUCCUAGGAUACUCAAAAGUUUAAGAAUAUGUCAAGUAAGGCACUAAAAUCAAUUAUAUUGAAAUAAAUUGGGAAUAAAUUUAAUAAAUCGUAGAAUCAAACUAAUAUUAUUUUGAGAGAAGGAGUCUUGAUCAAGAAGUCUUAAAAUAGAGUUUCAUAGGUGUCUCGAUAUGUGAUUCUGGAUGGGAAAGAACUUCGCUUGUAUUCAAGCAGAUAGGACUCACAUAAUAGUGAAUUGCCCUUAUGUUCGAUUCCAUUGAAAAGCAUAUAUUCAGUAUUGGCCUUGGAAAACGAAAAGAACUUUACUUUGCAAAUAUGUUCAACAUAUUGGUAUAAGAAGUUGAAGGAGAUGGGCGAUCGCAAGUUUUUGUUUGACGCGAAGGAUAAUGAAGAUUUGUAAUUGUGGACUAUUUAUUUGGAGUUUGCCAAAGCGCUUGCUAUUUAUGAGGAUUUCACGAAUAAUUAUGGUAAAAUUUGUUUCCCUCUAUCUAAUCAAUAUGAAUAUUAUGAUUCACAAUUCAAAUACGACAUCAAAAUCGAAGUAUUUAUAAUAAUAGUAUAAACAAGAAUAAUAAAUCCAUAAGGGGAAUCUAAAUUGAAAAAACUCAGAAAAACAAUAAAGAAUCGAUCAUAUAUAGAAAUAGCAGAAACUCCAAUAGACAGUCGAAAUUUACGGUUUCAAGUAAGCAAUUUAAGUUUAUGGAAAAGAAUUAGACUGAUGAAUUAUAAAUUUAGAAUUCUUAGGUAGUUGAUAUGCAAUUAUUAAAAGAGAGAGUCAAUUUAUUUUUACAAAAGAGGUAAAUGGAAAUGUAUUAUUAUUUAGUAUUUUGCUUUUAUUUUCUCAUUUAUUCGAGCAAUCAAUUCAGAAGGCAGAUGAUUUCAAAAUUUUGGGGAAUACUAGCAUAGCAAUGAGAAAGUUAAAUAAUGUAUUCAAAAUAGACAAGACUUUGAUAAAUGAACAGAAUAAGAAAUCGAGUGCAUUUUUACAGCAACAAUAAAUAAUUAUUGAGGACAAGCAAGAAUUAAAGUAGUAGGAUAGUUAAGAAACGAAACAAUAGGAUAAUUGGGAAUUAGUAAUUCAGAAGGUGGAAAUGGACAAUGAUUUAACUAAUAAUCAAAUUAAGAACUUUAUGUUAGAGGAGAAGAUAGAGAGAACAGAUAUGAUUUUCGAACUCGAGAGAAAGAACUCCUAAGAGAAGUUGUAGGACUAUGAAAAUAAUGAUUUCAUACCAAAAAUAGAUUAACAACUUAAAUCAAUCAAGGACAUUAAACCAAAUAUGGAAGAGGAAGAUAUUUACAACUUCUAAUUGGACGGUAUUUCAUAUCCUAAUAAUUAAUAGAGAGCGCAAUGAGAAAACAAUAGCAUUUAAGAAUUCAAAGAUUGUAAAAUUUUAAAUGCUCUUUUGGGAAUGAUUCAUUCUAAAAAAUGCAUUCUGAAAGUGUGUUGAGAUCUUCUCCUUUGAUGAAAUAGGAGGAUACCUUGACAGAAGUGUUGGCCACUCAAUCCCAAACUGAGAAUUCAAAGAGAGAAUCUACUGAUAUUUAUUAAUCUUCAUAAUAACCUCCUCAAUUGUUAACUAAGAUAUCCGAGAAAGAAUCAAUCACAGAUGUUUCAUGCUAAGUAAGUAGACAUUUAUCUACUUGUUAAGUGGAUAAAUUAAUUCCAGUGAGUAAUAAUCAAAGAUCCAGAUAAACCAGUAAUAUCAACAAUUAACAAAAUAAAUCACCAGCUCAGACUCAAAAGUCAUUGACACCAACCAAUAAGUCAUAAAAGAAUGCGUAAUUUAAUUUAUUCGAUGACUGUAAAUCUAAGGCAAAAAGAGAUUCAUAAAUAUCCUCUUAAAUGAAUUCUGCUCGAAAUAAGCCUGCUCAUUUAUAAACAAAUUAUAUCAAUUCUCAGAAAAUUCUGCCCAAAGAAAUCAAAUCAAACCCUUUUGUUUAUGGCACAGCUAUAAAUAAUUGUAAGCCAAUAACAGGUGACAAUUUUAUGCUGAAGCCUGGCUACAAGGUGAUAGUCUAAAGGGUCGACAAGAAGACGUAAUUGAUAGAGUGUUCAUAUGAGAAUUUGAUUGGAAUUUUUAGACUGAGAGACAUUGCCGUCAUCGAAGGUAUUUAUAAUUAAUAUAUUGGAUAAAGAUCCUGCAAUCGAGUAGAAAAUAGAAAUUACUUAGCCAAAACAACCCAGCAAAAGUCCAUUAAAAAAAUAAGCACUUACUACAAGACCUAAAAUGUUGCUCACUCCUACUAAAUAAAAUUGA